Symphalangus syndactylus (siamang) is the source of this 19319-nucleotide messenger RNA. RefSeq names its product FAT atypical cadherin 3 (gene FAT3). Gene Ontology annotation, cellular component: plasma membrane. NCBI's taxonomy places the organism in Eukaryota, Metazoa, Chordata, Mammalia, Primates, Hylobatidae. Gene Ontology annotation, biological process: homophilic cell-cell adhesion. Gene Ontology annotation, molecular function: calcium ion binding. The record is from RefSeq and is a predicted model, not a curated record.
UAUCCAUGAAAGGGAACAGAAAAGGAUAUCAGGAUGUGAAAGAUGUGGUCCUCCUGUGUCUGGAAUUGGUGGGUUCUUGAUCUCACUGACUUCAAGAAUGAAGCUGCGGACCCUCGCGGAUGGAAAUAUGAUGUGAUGGAUAUAAUUAUGGGACACUGUGUGGGCACACGCCCUCCUCCUUGUUGCCUCAUCCUCCUGCUUUUCAAGCUUUUGGCCACUGUCUCCCAGGGGCUGCCGGGAACUGGACCCCUGGGCUUCCACUUCACACAUUCCAUUUAUAAUGCUACCGUGUAUGAGAACUCAGCAGCAAGGACCUACGUCAACAGCCAGAGUAGAAUGGGCAUCACCUUAAUAGAUCUAUCCUGGGAUAUCAAAUACAGAAUAGUGUCCGGAGAUGAGGAAGGCUUUUUCAAAGCAGAGGAAGUCAUCAUUGCAGAUUUCUGUUUUCUCAGAAUAAGAACUAAAGGUGGCAAUUCUGCCAUAUUAAAUAGGGAAAUCCAGGAUAAUUAUUUAUUGAUAGUAAAAGGUUCUGUCAGAGGAGAGGAUUUGGAAGCAUGGACCAAAGUGAAUAUACAGGUUUUAGAUAUGAAUGAUCUAAGACCUUUGUUUUCACCCACAACAUACUCUGUUACCAUAGCAGAAAGCACACCUCUAAGGACUAGUGUCGCCCAGGUGACUGCAACAGACGCAGAUAUUGGUUCCAAUGGAGAAUUCUACUACUACUUUAAAAAUAAAGUUGAUCUCUUUUCAGUUCACCCCACGAGUGGUGUCAUCUCCUUAAGUGGUCGAUUAAAUUAUGAUGAAAAGAAUAGGUAUGAUCUGGAAAUUUUGGCUGUGGACCGGGGAAUGAAACUGUAUGGAAACAAUGGAGUGAGCAGUACUGCAAAGCUUUAUGUUCACAUUGAGCGCAUAAAUGAACAUGCCCCAACAAUCCAUGUAGUCACUCAUGUUCCUUUCUCAUUGGAAAAAGAGCCAACAUAUGCAGUGGUGACUGUUGAUGACUUAGAUGAUGGAGCCAAUGGAGAGAUCGAAUCUGUUUCCAUUGUGUCUGGGGAUCCUUUAGAUCAGUUCUUCCUGGCUAAGGACGGAAAGUGGUUGAAUGAGUACAAGAUUAAGGAGAGGAGGCAGAUUGACUGGGAAAGGUUUCCCUAUGGCUACAAUCUCACUCUUCAAGCAAAAGACAAGGGAUCUCCUCAAAAAUUUUCAGCAUUAAAGGCAGUCUACAUUGGCAACCCCACAAGAGACACUGUCCCCGUUAGAUUUGUAAAAGAAGUGUACGAUGUGAGCAUAAGUGAAUUUUCCCCUCCUGGUGUCGUGGUUGCUAUAGUAAAAUUAAGUCCUGAACCGAUAGAUGUGGAAUACAAAUUGUCUCCUGGUGAGGAUGCAGUGUACUUUAAAAUUAAUCCUCGGUCGGGUCUGAUUGUUACAGCACAGCCACUGAAUACUAUUAAGAAGGAGGUUUAUAAACUGGAGGUGACAAACAAGGAAGGAGAUUUAAAAGCACAAGUCACCAUCAGCAUAGAAGAUGCGAACGACCACACCCCAGAAUUUCAGCAACCACUGUAUGAUGCUUAUGUGAAUGAAAGUGUCCCGGUGGGAACCAGCGUUCUAACAGUUUCGGCUUCUGAUAAGGAUAAAGGAGAAAAUGGGUACAUCACCUACAGUAUCGCUAGCCUGAAUUUGUUACCAUUUGCCAUUAACCAGUUUACAGGUGUUAUUAGCACAACUGAAGAAUUGGAUUUUGAAUCCUCCCCAGAAAUUUACAGAUUCGUUGUUAGAGCCUCUGACUGGGGUUCGCCGUACCGCCAUGAAAGUGAGGUUAAUGUGACUAUUCGAAUAGGAAAUGUCAACGACAACAGCCCUCUCUUUGAAAAAGUGGCUUGCCAGGGAGUUAUUUCAUAUGACUUUCCGGUUGGUGGUCACAUCACAGCGGUCUCAGCGAUCGAUAUUGAUGAACUUGAACUUGUAAAGUACAAAAUCAUUUCUGGAAAUGAACUUGGCUUCUUUUAUUUAAACCCAGAUUCUGGUGUUUUACAGCUUAAAAAAUCACUGACAAAUUCUGGCAUUAAAAAUGGCAACUUUGCCCUCAGAAUUACAGCAACUGAUGGAGAGAAUCUUGCAGACCCCAUGUCUAUUAACAUUUCAGUCCUACAUGGGAAAGUGUCUUCAAAGAGCUUCAGUUGCAGAGAAACUCGUGUGGCUCAAAAGCUGGCAGAGAAACUACUCAUUAAGGCAAAAGCAAAUGGGAAACUGAAUCUGGAAGAUGGAUUUCUUGACUUUUACUCAAUUAAUAGACAGGGACCAUAUUUUGACAAGUCUUUUCCUUCUGAUGUGGCUGUAAAGGAGGAUCUGCCAGUUGAUGCUAACAUUCUGAAGAUUAAAGCCUAUGAUGCUGACUCCGGCUUCAAUGGAAAAGUGCUAUUUACAAUAUCAGAUGGAAAUACAGAUAGUUGCUUUAAUAUUGAUAUGGAGACUGGGCAGCUUAAAGUCCUUAUGCCUAUGGAUCGAGAACACACAGACCUCUAUCUCCUUAAUAUCACCAUCUAUGACUUAGGUAAUCCACAGAAAUCAUCAUGGAGACUGCUGACCAUCAAUGUGGAGGAUGCUAAUGACAAUAGCCCAGUUUUUAUUCAAGACAGUUACUCAGUUAACAUUCUUGAAAGUUCAGGCAUUGGUACUGAAAUCAUUCAAGUGGAAGCCAGAGACAAAGACUUAGGUUCUAAUGGUGAAGUGACUUACUCAGUCUUGACAGAUACACAGCAGUUUGCCAUCAAUAGCUCAACUGGAAUCGUUUAUGUAGCCGACCAGUUGGACCGGGAAUCUAAAGCCAAUUAUUCUUUGAAAAUAGAAGCCAGGGACAAGGCAGAGAGUGGUCAGCAGCUGUUUUCAGUUGUCACUCUUAAAGUUUUUUUAGAUGAUGUCAAUGACUGCUCCCCGGCUUUCAUUCCCAGUAGCUAUAGUGUGAAGGUUCUUGAAGAUCUCCCUGUUGGCACUGUCAUUGCUUGGCUUGAGACUCAUGAUCCAGAUCUUGGAUUAGGGGGUCAAGUGCGCUAUUCUUUGGUCAAUGACUAUAAUGGGAGAUUUGAAAUAGAUAAAGCAAGUGGUGCCAUCCGCUUGAGCAAAGAGCUUGAUUAUGAGAAACAGCAGUUCUAUAACCUUACUGUGCGGGCCAAAGACAAAGGGCGGCCUGUCUCUCUGUCAUCUGUUUCCUUUGUUGAGGUGGAAGUGGUGGAUGUCAAUGAAAACCUCCACACUCCCUAUUUCCCAGACUUUGCUGUUGUUGGAUCUGUAAAAGAAAACUCACGCAUUGGAACAAGCGUGCUGCAGGUGACUGCUCGAGAUGAAGAUUCUGGAAGGGAUGGAGAGAUCCAGUACUCCAUCAGGGAUGGCAGUGGUCUUGGAAGGUUCAGUAUAGACGACGAGAGUGGGGUCAUCACUGCCGCAGACAUUCUUGAUCGGGAGACAACGGGGUCAUACUGGCUAACAGUGUAUGCCACAGACAGGGGCGUUGUUCCACUCUACUCCACCAUUGAGGUCUACAUUGAAGUUGAAGAUGUGAACGACAAUGCCCCGCUGACCUCAGAACCUAUAUAUUAUCCUGUUGUCAUGGAAAACUCUCCAAAGGACGUAUCUGUCAUUCAGAUCCAGGCUGAAGAUCCUGACUCCAGUUCCAAUGAAAAACUGACAUACAGGAUUACAAGUGGAAAUCCUCAGAAUUUUUUUGCCAUCAAUAUCAAAACAGGUCUGAUUACAACAACUUCAAGGAAAUUGGAUCGAGAACAGCAGGCAGAACAUUUUCUGGAGGUGACUGUGACAGAUGGUGGUCCCUCUCCAAAACAGUCAACCAUUUGGGUGGUGGUUCAGGUUCUAGAUGAAAAUGACAACAAGCCCCAGUUCCCAGAGAAGGUCUACCAGAUCAAGCUGCCAGAACGUGACCGAAAGAAGAGAGGAGAACCGAUUUACAGGGCUUUUGCAUUUGAUAGAGAUGAGGGCCCCAACGCAGAAAUCUCCUACAGUAUUGUGGAUGGGAAUGAUGACGGAAAGUUCUUUAUUGACCCUAAAACUGGGAUGGUUUCUUCUAGAAAGCAGUUUACAGCAGGGAGUUAUGACAUCCUAACGAUAAAGGCAGUGGACAAUGGGCGCCCACAGAAAUCCUCCACGGCCCGCCUUCAUAUUGAAUGGAUUAAGAAACCACCCCCUUCGCCUAUACCAUUGACCUUCGAUGAGCCAUUUUAUAACUUCACAGUCAUGGAAAGUGAUAGAGUGACUGAAAUUGUAGGGGUGGUGUCUGUGCAGCCAGCUAACACCCCUCUGUGGUUUGACAUAGUUGGUGGCAAGCAUGCUCGAGAGAUGUUCUAUAUUCUACAGACAGCUUGUGGGCAGAACUGUUCAACAGAAGGGGGGAAUUUUGACAGCGCUUUUGAUGCAGAGAAGGGUGUUGGGACAAUUGUCAUCGCAAAACCUUUGGACGCAGAGCAGAGGUCCAUCUAUAAUAUGAGUGUGGAAGUCACCGAUGGGACAAAUGUUGCUGUUACUCAGGUAUUUAUCAAAGUGCUGGAUAAUAAUGAUAAUGGCCCAGAAUUCUCUCAGCCGAAUUACGAUGUGACAAUUUCCGAGGAUGUGCUUCCAGACACGGAGAUCCUGCAGAUUGAAGCCACAGAUAGAGAUGAGAAGCACAAGCUGAGCUACACUGUCCAUAGCAGCAUCGACUCCAUCAGCAUGAGAAAAUUCCGGAUUGACCCUAGCACUGGCGUGCUCUAUACUGCCGAGAGGCUGGACCAUGAGGCCCAGGACAAGCACAUUCUCAACAUAAUGGUCAGAGAUCAGGAGUUUCCUUAUCGAAGAAACUUGGCCCGAGUCAUUGUGAAUGUGGAGGAUGCUAAUGAUCACAGUCCUUAUUUUACCAACCCACUGUAUGAAGCGUCUGUGUUUGAAUCUGCUGCUCUGGGAUCAGCUGUUCUGCAAGUGACGGCUCUGGACAAAGACAAAGGAGAAAAUGCAGAACUCAUAUAUACCAUAGAAGCAGGGAACACUGGGAACACGUUUAAGAUUGAACCGGUCCUAGGCAUCAUCACCAUUUGCAAAGAACCAGACAUGACGACGAUGGGUCAGUUUGUCCUAUCCAUCAAAGUCACAGAUCAGGGAUCCCCACCAAUGUCUGCCACUGCAAUUGUGCGCAUUUCCGUCACCAUGUCUGACAAUUCUCACCCCAAGUUCAUUCACAAAGACUACCAAGCAGAAGUAAAUGAAAAUGUUGACAUUGGAACAUCAGUCAUUCUAAUCUCUGCCAUCAGUCAAUCUACCCUCAUUUAUGAAGUCAAAGAUGGAGACAUUAAUGGGAUCUUUACCAUAAAUCCAUAUUCUGGAGUCAUCACCACUCGGAAGGCCCUGGAUUAUGAGCGCACAUCCUCUUAUCAGCUCAUCAUUCAGGCCACCAAUAUGGCAGGAAUGGCUUCCAAUGCUACAGUCAAUAUUCAGAUUGUUGAUGAAAAUGAUAAUGCCCCAGUUUUUCUCUUUUCUCAAUACUCAGGCAGCCUAAGUGAGGCUGCCCCAAUUAAUAGCAUUGUCAGGAGCUUGGAUAACAGCCCACUGGUGAUUCGAGCCACAGAUGCUGACAGCAACCGGAAUGCUCUGCUUGUGUAUCAGAUUGUGGAGUUGACAGCAAAAAAGUUUUUCACGGUGGACUCCAGUACAGGUGCAAUCAGAACAAUUGCCAACCUGGACCAUGAAACCAUCGCCCAUUUCCAUUUUCAUGUGCAUGUGAGAGACAGUGGUAGCCCCCAACUGACUGCAGAGAGUCCCGUUGAAGUCAACAUUGAGGUGACAGAUGUGAAUGAUAACCCACCUGUUUUUACUCAGGCUGUGUUUGAGACUAUCUUACUUCUACCUACGUAUGUCGGAGUGGAGGUUCUGAAAGUUAGUGCCACAGAUCCUGACUCUGAGGUACCCCCUGAACUAACAUACAGCCUAAUGGAAGGCAGCUUGGAUCAUUUUUUAAUUGACUCAAACAGUGGAGUACUUACCAUAAAAAACAACAACCUCUCCAAGGAUCACUACAUGCUGAUAGUUAAGGUGUCUGAUGGAAAGUUCUACAGUACAUCCAUGGUCACCAUCAUGGUUAAAGAAGCCAUGGACAGCGGCCUCCACUUUACACAAAGCUUCUAUUCCACCUCAAUCUCAGAGAACAACACUAACAUAACCAAAGUUGCUAUUGUCAAUGCAGUUGGAAACCGCCUUAAUGAGCCCUUAAAAUACAGUAUCUUAAACCCAGGAAAUAAGUUCAAGAUAAAAUCUACCUCAGGGGUCAUUCAGACGACUGGACUCCCCUUUGACCGUGAAGAACAAGAGUUAUAUGAGCUGGUGGUAGAAGCCAGCCGUGAGCUGGACCAUCUGCGUGUGGCCAGAGUGGUGGUCAGGGUUAACAUUGAAGACAUAAAUGACAAUUCUCCAGUCUUUGUGGGCCUCCCAUACUAUGCUACUGUUCAAGUGGAUGCAGAACCCGGGACUCUGAUUUAUCAGGUGACAGCCAUUGACAAAGAUAAAGGUCCAAAUGGGGAAGUGACCUAUGUCCUGCAGGAUGACUAUGGCCACUUUGAAAUUAACCCUAAUUCAGGGAAUGUUAUUUUAAAGGAAGCAUUCAACUCUGACUUGUCCAACAUUGAGUAUGGAGUCACCAUCCUAGCCAAGGAUGGUGGAAAACCCUCUUUGUCUACAUCUGUGGAGCUUCCCAUCACUAUUGUCAACAAAGCAAUGCCUGUGUUUGAUAAGCCCUUUUAUACAGCAUCUGUCAAUGAAGACAUCAGAAUGAACACACCCAUCCUAAGCAUCAAUGCCACCAGUCCAGAAGGCCAAGGCAUCAUAUAUAUCAUUAUCGAUGGGGACCCUUUUAAACAGUUUAACAUUGACUUUGACACUGGGGUCCUGAAAGUUGUUAGCCCUUUGGAUUAUGAAGUUACAUCUGCUUACAAGCUGACAAUAAGAGCCAGCGAUGCCCUUACUGGUGCUAGGGCUGAAGUCACUGUUGACUUGCUAGUUAAUGAUGUAAAUGACAACCCCCCUAUUUUUGAUCAGCCCACAUACAAUACAACACUAUCAGAAGCAUCUCUUAUCGGGACACCUGUUUUACAAGUUGUCUCUAUUGAUGCAGACUCAGAAAACAAUAAAAUGGUACAUUAUCAGAUUGUCCAGGAUACCUACAAUAGCACAGAUUAUUUUCACAUAGAUAGCUCAAGUGGCUUAAUCCUGACAGCACGAAUGCUGGACCAUGAGUUAGUACAACAUUGCACUUUGAAAGUCAGAUCAACAGAUAGUGGCUUCCCAUCACUGAGCAGUGAGGUUCUGGUUCAUAUCUACAUCUCUGAUGUAAAUGACAACUCUCCAGUUUUUAAUCAGCUCAUUUAUGAGUCAUAUGUGAGUGAAUUAGCCCCUCGGGGCCAUUUUGUAACCUGUGUACAAGCCUCUGAUGCAGACAGCUCUGAUUUUGACCGGUUGGAAUAUAGCAUUUUAUCUGGGAAUGACCGGACGAGCUUUCUGAUGGACAGCAAGAGUGGAGUUAUCACAUUGUCCAACCACCGGAAGCAGCGGAUGGAGCCUCUGUACAGUCUCAAUGUGUCUGUCUCUGAUGGGUUGUUCACCAGCACUGCACAGGUGCAUAUUAGGGUACUUGGGGCUAACUUGUACAGCCCUGCCUUUUCACAAAGCACAUACGUAGCUGAGGUGAGAGAGAACGUGGCUGCAGGAACAAAGGUAAUUCAUGUUCGAGCCACAGAUAGUGAUCCAGGGACUUAUGGGCAGAUCAGCUAUGCCAUCAUCAAUGACUUUGCCAAGGAUCGAUUCCUCAUAGACAGCAAUGGGCAGGUCAUCACCACAGAAAGGCUAGACCGGGAAAACCCUCUAGAAGGGGAUGUUAGUAUUUUUGUGAGGGCCCUUGAUGGUGGAGGGAGAACAACUUUCUGCACUGUGAGAGUGAUUGUUGUGGAUGAAAAUGACAAUGCUCCCCAGUUCAUGACAGUGGAAUAUAGAGCCAGUGUCAGGGCAGAUGUUGGAAGGGGCCAUUUGGUCUCUCAAGUUCAAGCCAUAGAUCCCGAUGAUGGAGCAAAUUCAAGGAUUACUUAUUCUCUCUAUAGCGAGGCCUCUGUUUCAGUGGCUGACCUCCUGGAAAUCGAUCCUGACAAUGGCUGGAUGGUCACAAAGGGUAAUUUUAACCAGCUGAAAAAUACAGUGCUUUCAUUCUUUGUCAAAGCAGUAGAUGGGGGCAUCCCAGUAAAGCACUCCCUCAUUCCUGUCUAUAUCCACGUCUUGCCCCCUGAAACGUUCUUGCCAUCAUUCACCCAGUCUCAGUAUUCCUUUACCAUUGCAGAAGAUACAGCCAUUGGGAGUACAGUGGACACCCUGAGGAUUUUGCCCAGUCAGAAUGUCCGGUUCAGCACAGUUAAUGGGGAACGGCCAGAAAAUAACAAAGGGGGCGUAUUCGUCAUAGAACAGGAAACAGGCACUAUUAAGCUUGACAAACGCCUUGACCAUGAAACCAGCCCAGCUUUCCACUUUAAAGUAGCAGCCACUAUACCCCUGGACAAAGUAGACAUUGUGUUUACUGUGGAUGUAGAUAUCAAGGUAUUGGAUUUGAAUGACAACAAGCCAGUCUUUGAAACUUCAAGCUAUGACACCAUUAUAAUGGAAGGGAUGCCUGUUGGCACCAAACUCACACAAGUGAGAGCUAUUGAUAUGGACUGGGGAGCCAAUGGACAAGUCACUUACUCCCUCCACUCGGAUUCCCAGCCUGAAAAGGUAAUGGAAGCAUUCAAUAUUGACAGCAACACAGGCUGGAUCAGUACCUUGAAGGACCUAGAUCACGAGACAGACCCCACAUUCACCUUCUCUGUGGUGGCCUCUGACCUUGGAGAGGCAUUCUCUCUUUCCUCCACGGCCUUGGUCUCUGUCAGAGUGACAGAUAUAAAUGACAAUGCACCGGUCUUCGUGCAGGAAGUGUACCGAGGGAAUGUGAAGGAGAGCGACCCACCGGGCGAGGUGGUAGCCGUCCUCAGCACCUGGGACAGAGACACGUCCGACGUUAAUCGCCAAGUGAGCUACCAUAUUACAGGAGGAAACCCUCGAGGAAGGUUUGCUCUGGGCCUGGUGCAAAGUGAGUGGAAGGUCUAUGUGAAGAGGCCUCUAGACAGAGAAGAACAGGACAUUUACUUUCUCAAUAUCACUGCCACUGACGGGCUUUUUGUCACACAGGCCAUGGUGGAAGUGACCGUCAGUGAUGUGAAUGACAACAGCCCAGUGUGUGAUCAGGUUGCAUAUACAGCAUUACUUCCUGAAGACAUUCCAUCAAAUGAAAUCAUCCUGAAAGUCAGUGCAAAGGAUGCUGAUAUUGGAUCCAAUGGAGAUAUACGAUACUCACUCUAUGGAUCUGGAAACAGUGAAUUUUUUCUAGAUCCAGAAAGUGGCGAGUUAAAAACCUUGGCUCUGUUGGACCGGGAGAGGAUCCCCAUGUACAGCCUGAUGGCCAAGGCCACUGACGGGGGUGGCAGGUUCUGCCAGUCCAACAUCCACCUAAUCCUGGAGGACGUGAAUGAUAACCCCCCUGUGUUUUCUUCUGACCACUACAAUGCCUGCGUCCAUGAGAACACAGCCACCAAGGCUCUGUUGACCAGAGUUCAAGCCGUGGACCCCGACAUUGGCAUCAACAGGAAGGUCGUGUACUCCCUGGCAGACUCAGCUGGUGGGGUCUUCUCCAUUGACAGUUCAUCUGGCAUCAUCAUCCUGGAGCAGCCGCUGGACCGCGAGCAGCAGUCUUCGUACAACAUCAGCGUGCGGGCCACUGACCAGAGUCCUGGACAGUCCCUGUCCUCUCUCACUACUGUCACCAUCACCGUCCUGGACAUUAACGACAACCCCCCUGUGUUUGAGAGGAGGGACUACCUGGUGACAGUGCCUGAGGACACCUCCCCUGGCACCCAAGUCCUUGCUGUUUUUGCCACCAGCAAAGAUAUCGGCACAAAUGCUGAGAUCACUUAUCUCAUCCGGUCUGAGAACGAACAAGGGAAAUUUAAGAUCAACCCCAAGACAGGGGGUAUUUCUGUCUCUGAAGUCCUGGACUAUGAAUUAUGCAAAAGGUUUUACCUGGUAGUGGAAGCCAAAGAUGGGGGCACCCCAGCUCUCAGCGCUGUGGCCACUGUCAACAUCAACCUCACGGAUGUUAAUGACAACCCUCCCAAGUUCAGCCAAGACGUCUACAGUGCGGUUAUCAGUGAAGACGCCUUGGUGGGAGACUCUGUCAUUUUGCUAAUAGCAGAAGAUGUAGACAGCCAGCCCAAUGGACAGAUUCAUUUUUCCAUUGUGAAUGGAGAUCGGGACAAUGAAUUUACUGUGGAUCCUGUCUUGGGGCUUGUGAAAGUUAAGAAGAAAUUGGACCGGGAACGGGUGUCUGGAUACUCUCUGCUUGUCCAGGCAGUAGACAGUGGCAUUCCUGCAAUGUCAUCAACUGCAACUGUCAACAUUGAUAUUUCUGAUGUGAAUGACAACAGCCCAGUGUUUACACCUGCCAACUAUACUGCUGUGAUUCAGGAAAAUAAGCCAGUGGGCACCAGCAUCUUGCAGCUGGUGGUGACAGACAGAGACUCCUUUCACAAUGGGCCUCCCUUUUCAUUCUCUAUUUUGUCGGGAAAUGAAGAGGAGGAGUUUGUGUUGGACCCUCAUGGGAUCUUGCGGUCGGCUGUGGUCUUCCAGCACACAGAGUCUCUGGAAUACGUGUUGUGUGUCCAGGCAAAGGAUUCAGGGAAACCCCAGCAAGUUUCUCACACUUACAUCCGCGUUCGAGUCAUCGAGGAAAGCACCCACAAGCCCACAGCCAUUCCGCUGGAAAUUUUCAUUGUCACCAUGGAGGAUGACUUUCCUGGUGGAGUCAUUGGGAAGAUUCAUGCCACAGAUCAAGACAUGUAUGACGUGCUCACGUUUGCCCUGAAAUCGGAGCAGAAAAGCUUAUUUAAAGUGAACAGUCACGAUGGGAAAAUCAUUGCCCUGGGAGGCCUGGACAGCGGCAAGUAUGUCCUGAAUGUGUCUGUGAGUGAUGGUCGCUUCCAGGUACCCAUUGAUGUGGUCGUGCAUGUGGAGCAGCUGGUGCAUGAGAUGCUGCAAAACACUGUCACCAUCCGCUUUGAAAAUGUGUCCCCUGAGGACUUCGUGGGGCUGCACAUGCAUGGGUUCCGGCGCACGCUGCGGAAUGUGGUCCUCACCCAGAAGCAAGACAGCCUGCGCAUCAUCAGCAUCCAGCCCGUGGCAGGCACCAACCAGCUGGACAUGCUGUUUGCGGUGGAGAUGCACAGCAGCGAGUUCUACAAGCCAGCCUACCUGAUCCAGAAGCUGUCCAAUGCCAGAAGACACCUGGAGAAUAUCAUGCGCAUCUCAGCCAUCCUGGAGAAGAACUGUUCAGGGCUGGACUGUCAGGAACAGCAUUGUGAGCAAGGCUUGUCACUCGAUUCCCACGCGCUCAUGACCUACAGCACAGCUCGCAUCAGCUUUGUGUGUCCGCGUUUCUACAGGAACGUGCGCUGCACCUGCAAUGGAGGACUGUGUCCGGGGUCCAGCGAUCCUUGUAUGGAGAAGCCGUGUCCAGCAGACAUGCAGUGUGUCGGUUAUGAAGCCAGCAGGAGACCGUUCCUCUGCCAGUGUCCACCAGGGAAGCUCGGAGAGUGCUCAGGGCACACUUCUCUCAGCUUUGCUGGAAACAGUUACAUCAAAUAUCGGCUUUCUGAAAAUAGCAAAGAAGAGGAUUUUAAACUAGCUCUGCGUCUUCGAACACUGCAAAGCAAUGGGAUUAUAAUGUACACCAGAGCAAAUCCCUGCAUAAUUCUGAAGAUUGUGGAUGGCAAGCUGUGGUUCCAGCUGGACUGCGGCAGCGGCCCUGGAAUCUUGGGCAUCUCGGGCCGUGCUGUCAACGACGGGAGCUGGCACUCGGUCUUCCUGGAGCUCAACCGCAAUUUCACGAGCCUGUCCCUGGAUGACAGCUACGUGGAGCGGCGCCGGGCGCCCCUCUACUUCCAGACGCUGAGCACUGAGAGUAGCAUCUACUUCGGCGCCCUGGUGCAAGCGGAUAACAUCCGCAGCCUGACUGACACGCGGGUCACGCAGGUGCUCAGCGGCUUCCAGGGCUGCCUGGACUCGGUGAUACUGAAUAACAACGAGCUGCCACUGCAGAACAAGCGCAGCAGCUUCGCGGAGGUGGUGGGCCUGACGGAGCUGAAGCUGGGCUGCGUGCUCUAUCCCGACGCGUGCGAGCGCAGCCCGUGCCAGCACGGGGGCAGCUGCACUGGCCUGCCGUCCGGGGGCUAUCAGUGUACCUGUCUCUCACAGUUUACGGGCAGAAACUGUGAAUCUGAGAUUACAGCCUGCUUCCCAAACCCCUGCCGGAAUGGAGGAUCCUGUGAUCCAAUAGGAAACACUUUCAUCUGCAAUUGUAAAGCUGGGCUCACUGGAGUCACGUGUGAGGAGGACAUCAAUGAGUGCGAACGAGAGGAGUGUGAGAACGGAGGCUCCUGCGUGAACGUGUUUGGCUCCUUCCUCUGCAACUGCACCCCGGGCUACGUGGGCCAGUACUGCGGGCUGCGCCCUGUGGUGGUGCCCAAUAUCCAGGCUGGCCACUCCUACGUGGGGAAGGAGGAGCUCAUCGGCAUCGCCGUGGUCCUCUUCGUCAUCUUCAUCCUGGUGGUCCUCUUCAUCGUCUUCCGCAAGAAGGUCUUCCGUAAGAACUACUCCCGCAACAACAUCACGCUAGUGCAGGACCCGGCCACCGCUGCCCUGCUCAACAAGAGCAACGGCAUCCCGUUCCGGAACCUGCGCGGCAGUGGGGACGGCCGCAACGUCUACCAGGAGGUGGGGCCCCCGCAGGUCCCCGUGCGCCCCAUGGCCUACACACCCUGCUUCCAGAGCGACUCCAGGAGCAACCUGGAUAAGAUUGUGGAUGGGCUGGGAGGCGAGCACCAGGAAAUGACCACGUUUCACCCUGAGUCGCCCCGCAUCCUGACAGCCCGGCGGGGCGUGGUCGUGUGCAGUGUGGCCCCCAACCUCCCCGCCGUGUCACCCUGCCGCUCCGACUGCGACUCCAUCCGGAAGAAUGGCUGGGACGCGGGAACUGAGAACAAAGGGGUUGAUGACCCGGGAGAAGUGACCUGCUUUGCAGGUAGUAAUAAAGGCAGCAACUCUGAAGUUCAGUCCCUCAGCUCCUUCCAGUCAGAUUCUGGUGAUGACAAUGCCUCCAUAGUGACUGUCAUUCAGCUUGUCAACAAUGUAGUUGACACUAUGGAGAAUGAAGUGUCUGUCAUGGACCAAGGACAGAACUACAACCGAGCCUAUCACUGGGACACCUCUGAUUGGAUGCCAGGGGCCCGCCUGUCGGACAUAGAGGAAGUGCCCAACUAUGAGAACCAGGAUGGAGGGUCUGCACACCAGGGGAGCACACGGGAACUGGAGAGCGAUUACUACCUGGGUGGUUAUGACAUUGACAGUGAAUACCCACCACCUCAUGAAGAGGAGUUCUUGAGUCAGGACCAGCUGCCUCCUCCUCUCCCGGAGGACUUCCCGGACCAAUAUGAAGCCCUGCCACCCUCCCAGUCUGUCUCCCUGGCCAGCACACUGAGCCCAGACUGCAGGAGAAGGCCCCAGUUUCAUCCUAGCCAGUAUCUCCCUCCUCACCCAUUCCCCAAUGAAACGGAUUUGGUGGGCCCGCCUGCCAGCUGUGAAUUUAGUACUUUUGCUGUGAGCAUGAACCAGGGCACAGAGCCCACAGGCCCAGCAGACAGCGUGUCUCUGUCCUUGCACAAUUCCAGAGGCACCUCAUCCUCGGAUGUGUCAGCCAAUUGCGGCUUUGACGAUUCCGAAGUAGCCAUGAGUGACUACGAGAGCGUGGGAGAGCUCAGCCUCGCCAGCCUUCACAUUCCCUUUGUGGAGACUCAGCACCAGACUCAAGUGUAGACACCAUAUCAUGGGUACUUCACCCUGUUUGUUACAGAAAAGUGGGAGCAGAUUGGCUGGGCUUCUGUCCCAGUGGAGCGUUGUCUGUGGAAUGAGAAGGGAAUAUGGUAUUUUUCCACUAGAAACUUCUUCACAAGUCAUACUGUCCCAACAAGCAAGCUUGAUUCCAGUUGGGUGAAAAUGAAAGGCUCAGAAAUUGUUUUUGAGAGGUGACUGGUAAUCCUUGAUGUAGGUACCUAUGUUCACAGCUAAAAAUGCAAAGAGGGAAAAAUUAUUUCACCCACUAAGUUAUACAGCCAGUCUUGUAUGGCUUUGUGCAGUAUUGUGCCCUGGAAAGUGUUACAGCAUCAAUCCUUGCAGUAUUAAAAACUGGCAACAAUCAAAGAGGCAUUGUUGCAUGUAAUUUUGAGCCAAUGAAAUGAAAAUAGUAGUAAUGAUUGUUGGAAAAGUUAGUCUCUUAGGCGAAAGAAAAGAGAAACAAAUAUUAUUAAACAAACCAGAAAAUGGGCUGAAGCCUUUUAAAUCAACUCUAUUUUUUUGAUAAGCUGCCCAAUUUUCAGCUAUAAAAUUAGGUUUGAAUAACAUGUUUAGUAUGCUCAGUUAUUUCUGUUUGUGUUAAGCAUCCAAUCUAAUAUAGUUGGGUUUUAUGAUCUUCGAGAAAGGUAUCAAUGAAGAGCAACAUGAGGCUUUUUGGGUUCCAUUUGGUGGGUGGGGGAGGAAGUUAAAGCUGUUUGAACAUUAGAAAGAAUGUGAUUAUCUGGUUGGUUUUGUGUUUUCUGGUAAAUAUUCCAGUCGGUAAAUCUAACAUUGCUACAGAAGUUGGCUUUGUUCAUAUAGCUUCUCUACAAUUAGAUAUUUUUAGAAGUUUAAGCAAAACUCACAAAUUCAGGGGGGAGAAAAAGAAAAAACGAUACCUUCAAAGUUUGCAGCCUAGAUAAUCACAAUUCUUGAUAAUACAGAGGAAAGGCGUCUGUUAUUCUAAAUCAGUAGCGUCACCAUUAUAAAUACAAUUAUGUUAAGAAAAGAGGAAAGUAGACUAGUUAUUGUGUAUAAAUUAUAAUAGUGUGUGUGUGUCUGGGCCUAUGUACAAAUAUGUGCUUGCACUCAGUAAGGCUGCUCUUGAGGAAAGCUAAUGUGAAGGUUUUGGGAAAUGGACCAUAUUGAAAAUUCUGCCGGCGAGCAUGGCAUACCUUUCAAUUUCUGUGAUCUCUAUGGUGUUAGAGAAACAUCAAAUGUCAUAUUUUACUCUGGUUCAGUUAACCUUAUUUUGGUACUGCCAAUAAAGCAAAAUUGUGCUUUUUUUUUCUCAAGACAGAGUCUUGCUCUGUCACCCAGGCUAGAGUACAAUGGUGUGAUCUUGGCUCACUGCAAUCUCCACCUCCUGAGUUCAAGCGAUUCUCCUGCCUCAGCUUCCCAAGUUGCUGGGGUUACAGGUGUGUGCCACCACGCCUGGCUAAUUUUUUGUAUUUUUAGUAGAGAUGGGGUUUCACCAUGUUGGCCAGGCUGGUCUCGAACUCCUGACCUCGUAAUCCACCCGCCGUGGCCUCCCAAAGUGCUGGAAUUACAGGCAUGAGCCACCGCGCCCAGCCCAAAACUGUGCUUUUUAAAAACAGUGUUUUGUUAUAAUUUUCCAGAACUUACCUCUGUUUUAAAAAUGUGUAAUGUUUGAUUACACCCUGGGAUUCCCUUCUCAUCUGUGGACUUUGGCCAUGAUUUCCAAAAUUAACAGGAGAAUUUUUCCACUGGAAAUAUAACAAUCCAGUCCUCAAAACUUAAAAUUGACAAGUUGAGUGACUUUCCUUUUUUGCUUCAAUUAGAUUAUGGCCGCCUGUGCAGUGGCCAUGGUAAAUAUAUGCAUAUUUGCACUAUCUGCUUAAUGAGCAAAUCUGUGUCCACAGUUUCUGAUGACAUAUGGCAUUGGUGUGUAAAUUGUACUGUCCCUAGUCUGUGCAUUAUUCACUCAGACAUAUUUUUAGUUAUUUCAAUUGUGUUUAAUCCACUUCUUUUUUACGAGUCAGUAUUUCUGAAUGUUUAUGAAAAAAAAAAAAAUCCCUUUUCAUUCCCAAACUUUCUAAGUAAGUGGAUACACUUCACAAGUUUUUCAGCCUUUCUCUUCCUGUCUCUUGGUCAGACCUACUCAUGGAGGUAUUAUCCGCACUGUGGUCUUGAAAUAAAUGAAUUUCACUAAGGCUGCUUUCGAGAAAGUCUUUGGUAUUUUUCUUAUGUAAGAAGCACAUUUGCAAGAAUCAUGGAAAAAAAUGACAAACUAAUGGCCUAGAAUAGAGUCACUGCUACACUUUAAGUAAUGCAAUGACAUAAAAACCAUCAAAGUAAAACCAACAUUUCAUUUCUUGCCCCCAGGAAAUAUUAGAAUGAGAUUAAUGCCGAUGAGUCACUACUGCUUACACAGCAUCUCUUCCAGGGAGAAUGCCUGACUGACACAGUAAUGAAAGAAUAAAUAGAUCCUAAUGCAGUCAUGAAGCCACUGAAGAAAAUUGUGCCCACCCUUUGCUAUGACCUAUAUAAAAUAUCUCUUUCUUUGGGAUAUUGUCCCCUGAUUUUCUGCAGAAUAGCUCUGCAGCUAAAUAUAUACCAGGCAAGCAUGUACUGUGUUUUGAUUCAUUAUCUUUAAACACAUGAUAUCUCUUCACUUUUUGGAAAGUUAGAUUUCCCUGUAGAUUAUGAAAUGCUUUGCAGUCAGGCCAAGAUGCUACUAGGUGGGGAUGACCACUGAUUCAAAAAAGCUGGAAGAAUCCUAUUUGCUAGUCCAAACUCCUUAUUUUAUCAAAGAGGAAACAUACCCAGAGAGGGGAAGAGACUUGCCCAAGCCCACAGAGGAAGUUAAUUCGCUUAACAAGGAGUAGAACCCAUCCAUCUGGCCAAUAUUCUUUUUACAUCAUAUUGUUCACCCCUACACUGCCUUCAGCAUGGGAGCCACCUGGUUCUGAUGGACCCUCUGACUUCCACCAUUCCUUCUUUGGAAUAUGCUAUAAAAGAAAAUUCAUGGAGAAUAUUUUUCUGGAAGCCUCAUGAUCUUAUGUUUCCUUGCAGUCACCCUAGGGAGAGGGGUUGUAGAAUUCAUACAUUUCUGUAGACAUUCAUCGAAAUGCUGCUUUUGCCAAAUGAAUGUGUGUAUAAUAGGGAUGAAAUGAUAAUUACAGAGUUCAGCACAGACCAGUCAUCAGUUGUAGUGAAACUUUGAUUAUACUGUUACCUACUGGUUGCAUUUUUGGUUUUGGUUUUGCAUUUUUUUUCUUCCCACAAACACUGGCUACUCUUUGUCCUACCCCCUCCACCAUGAUGAAACCAUGUGGAAACUAUUUAAAUCAAUUAAUGUCUUUCUCAUUUUUCGAACAUGUAUGUGCCACCUCCUGGAAGCCAUUUCCCAUAAUCUGUUGUAGGCACUUUACUAGUAUUGCACACAUUCUGGUUAGGUUGAGAAUAGCUAGACUCUUGGUGCUCGCCAUAUAGUAAGCAAGAACUUGGGAGUAAUAAAAGGUGAAUAAAGUGCAUGCUUUGUUUAUUCCCUUUCCUCUAUGAAUAUUUUGCUGCUGCGUUCUAGUCUAUGCCAGCUUUCCAUGUACCCUUGACCUGCCUAUUCAUGAAAUGCCAUGUAAAAGACUUAGGAACAUGAGUAGGUGGUCCACGCUUUGAGGUCCAUCCAAUUAGGGAAUCAUUGUGAAAGCCUGGAAAGGGAACUAGUUUCUGGGAUUUGCCUGGAACUUCCCUUGGAAAUUACUAGCACAUUCUGGAAAAAAGCAGGUUGAACAUAUCUACCAUCAGUCCUCUCCUACUUACUUCCCACCCCACCCUACCCACUACCCCCACUGAUGCUAUGUUUGCAUCAUCAAAGUCAGGGGAAUUGAGAAAGGAGAUUAUCAAAAUAAAUUAUUAAAGAUCCAGAAAACAGUUUUAUGUGAAGUAAUUCAGGAAGAUCUAGUGUUCAUUUUGCAUGGAUUGUCCAGAUAAUUGGCUCUUCACUCCGCUGCCUUCCCAGUGCACAGGUAUUGCUAAAGUGGUUAGGCUUUAAUGUUUUAUGUUUUUAGUUUCAAACCAUGGGAAAUGGAGAUUUGAAGAGGCAUUUAUUCCAUGUCAUCAUUUUGUGUGCUCUGUGAGAAGGUGGUUACAUGUUUUUGCUGGUUUGUGUCCCACAGUGUUCAACUGCACAUUAUUCUGAUGAAAAUCCACGAUGUCUUUGAGCUUCUGGUUGUGUAAUGCUGGGGUUUAAAGUCACCAUUUGUGGGUUUGGCAUCAGUUAAUAUUUAGCCAGCUGGCUAAGAGAUAGGAAAAGAAUAUGAUAUUUCUUUCCUUAUAUAAUAAUGAAAAGCAAUAAUUACAAGUAGGUAAUAAUACGCAAAGGCCAUAAUUAGUCUCUUCUAGUGUUUAGAAUGCACUUGAGAAUCGUAGAGUCAUUUGGAGCGUGUUUGGAUCGAUUAGUAUGUACUGUAGUACCCUUCUGGCAAACAAAUACCUGAAUUGCUACUAUUUAACAAUCUUAUGAGCCCACACUACUGCAUUUUGGGAGUGGCAAAUGUGUUUGGAAAUGGAAGCAGUUCUUUUUAAGCACUGUAUCAGAGAGAUUGUCUUGUACAUUUGCCUGUUGCAAACAGGCUGGUUUGUAAAAGAUGUAUGUUUUGGUGUUUGAAAUGUUUAUAAAAUUGUAUAUAAAUGGUUUCAAUUUUCCAGGCUUUUGUAGAUACUAUAUUUGAUGCCUAUCAGGAUGCUUUAAUUUGGGGGGUCGAAUAUAAUUGUAAGUCAUCCACGCUGUUGGUCUGCAAACUUUCGAGGUAACUACACACACACAGACACACACACACACAAGGAUUUUAGAUUUGAAAAUGAUGUUUUUUACUCAUUUCAAAAUGUACUGUAACCUUUCUUUGGUUCUUACUGUUUUCAUUUAACUUUCUCUGUUUUCAAGAAAAAUGUUUUUAUUGACAUUUGUAAAAAAGAAUGUGUUUUGCCCAGUUAUUAUUUUAUUUUUAUGCAAUUUCAGAGUCUUAAUGAGGUAUGUCAUUUCUUCAUAUACAUGCACACUCACCUCAACUUGCACACACAUCACACACCAAACCUUAUGCAAAGGGGAAAGCUAACACUUAGAGUGGAUUUUGUUCCUUAAGGAAAUGGAUUGUUCAUGCAUAUAUUGCUGGUGGCAGUAUUCAGUCUUGUGUUCUUUUUCUAAAAAAAAAAAAAAAAGAAAAGAAAAAAAAAGCAAACAAAAAAAAGACAGCCAAAAAAAAAAAGAAACAACAACAAAAAAACACAACAGUGUACAGGUUUGUAACUGCCAAAAUUUGAUGGUUAAAACAAGUUUUCAAGUAAAAAGAAAAAAAUGAAACUAGCAA